Messenger RNA from Cuscuta europaea, 1522 nucleotides. Lineage: Eukaryota; Viridiplantae; Streptophyta; Magnoliopsida; Solanales; Convolvulaceae. The record is from the annotation of a GenBank genome assembly.
AUGAGUUUGUAGUUAAAUGGAAUUCUCCUUAAAUAGUUAACAUUGUAACCCAAGUUCGAAUCACUCUUGAACCUAAAUUUUGCUUCAUGCAUAUUAUUGUACUUGGAGCUGAGCUCUAGCAGAUUUCGAGCUAAGUAAAUAAACCCAACUGAACUCGAGCAUUCGGGCUCAGCUUGUUUACACCCCCUACAUACGGAUUAUUUCAUUCGGCCCCAAGUCCGUCGUCAAAAGACUCGAGCCUUGACUAGCGAGUCCUCGUAGCAUCAACCUCCGGACUCCGUCUGUUCUAAAAUCUAUCGGUAAUAUAAGCUUCGUUCCUUAAUUUUGGUUUGACCUAAAGCUUGAUUUUAAUUUUUAAAACUUUCAAAGCAUCCAGUCCUUGAGAGUCGGGAAUUAGUGUCUGCAGUCUUGCUCUAAAUCUCAAUUUGGACAUUUACCAUUUUCAAUUCGCCUCAUUUAGGUAUAUACAACACAUAAUUGUUUAGUAAACAAUCAUGGGAGAAUUCGUGGCACUCUCACAGUCCUCCAUACUACUUCCUGAUUUCCGGGUCCAAGGUUGGUGCCAAAGGCAGCUUUCUCUAGGUCAUCAUCAACCAUCAUCAGUGAUGCCCUUGUCACUGCAUGUUCUGACUAAGGCGAAGAGAUCACUUCUUGAGUUGCGUGCACAGUCUCCACGUAUUUGCACUCAUGAAAACAUAUUCAAGUGGGGUGUCCAUGCUGGUGUUGUGUCUGACUUUAAGGCUGCGUCCAACUUUGCUACUGAUUCAGCUGGAGUAGGGCAUGACGUUUUACCAGAUUCUGGUGGUAAUGGUGCUGGAGAUGUCCCUAAUGGUGGUUCAAAUGACAAUGGAGGUCAUGGCGGUAAUGAUGAUGGUAGUAAUGAAGGGGAAUCUGAUUACAGCAAAAGGAAAGCAGGUCUUUCCAUGUCACAGAAGUUGACAUUGGGGUUUGCUUUCCUUGUUGGGGCUGGUGGAGUGAUGGGCUUUUUGAAGAGUGGGAGCCAGAAAUCGUUGAUCGCCGGUGGAGUUUCUGCUUCACUUUUGUAUUGUGUCUACACCAUGCUUCCAACAAACCCUGUUCUUGCAUCAUCCAUGGGCUUUGUCCUCUCUGCUGGGCUUUUGGGUGUAAUGGGCUCUCGCUUUAUGACAUCAAAGAAGGUCUUCCCAGCUGGUAUUGUCUCCUUGGUUUCCCUUAUUAUGACAGGCGGAUAUCUACAUGGAAUCAUUCGUAGUGUGCAUUAAAAUAGAUGAAAUUGUGCGCUGGGGUCUUCUCUUUAUUGAAACCAUGUUAGUAAUAUGCCAACAGUUGAACUAGUUAUAGACUUCCUACAAUGAUAAGAACCUACUCUAUUUCAAAAUUCCAACUUUACCAUCUUUUUCGAACAAGUCUUUGCAUAUGGUUUGUUUUUGGGGGCUCCCUGUACCAUUUUUUGAACAACAAAUGUAAUUUAAGCCCCAAAAGACCAAUUUUUUAUAGAGACUCAUAUGACUCCCUUAGGGAGUCAUAUGGGGUAUUGUGGUCC